UGAUCCUGUUAAGGGUUCGAGGUGGUAUGGUUCUGGUUAGUGAUGUAAGAGGGGUGUAAUGGCACAACCCUCAUCCUCCACCAAUGGAGCUAUGGGCAGGGCUCAACACCCAUUUCUCUGGAUUUUGCUAUAAAACCGGUUUAGCACAUCACCUGCCUCUUAAUACUCUGUGCAAGAAUAAUUAACCCGCGCUGCAGCUCUUUGAGAAGACUUUUAUUGAAUAAACAAUGAGCAGUUCCAGGAUGGAUAACAAAUCCUACGUGGUUCAGAUGAAUGGGAAUGGAGUCCACGGCAAAAACGCAGUCAAUGCCAAAACUCUCAAUGGGACAGGAGUGAAUGGGAAGGUCGCCCACGGGAACGGCUUCCACCACGUCAGCGUGAAUGGCACUCUGUAUCCGACCAAAGCAAAGAGCCGCAGGCAGAGGUGGUCAGUGAAGCCAUCAGAGAUGGCCAACAACACACUGAACCCCAUCAGGGCCAUCGUGGACGGGAUGAAGCUCACCCCCAACCCAGAAAAACCCAUGAUUGCUCUCUCCAUCGGAGAUCCCACUGUGUUUGGUAACCUGCCCACAGAUGAUGCUGUGCUUCAGUCCAUGAAAGAUGCCAUAGACUCACAAAAAUACAAUGGCUAUGCUCCUUCUGUUGGUUAUCUGAAGAGUCGGCAGGCAGUGGCUAACUUUUACAGCUGUGCUGAGGCUCCACUGGAUUCAGAGGAUGUGAUUCUGACCAGCGGCUGCAGCCAGGCCAUUGACCUGGCUAUCAGUGUCCUGUGUAACCCAGGGGACAACAUCCUGGUCCCAUGCCCAGGCUUCUCGUUAUAUAAGACUCUGGCCGUCUCCAUGGGCAUUGAGGUCAAACUCUACAACCUGCUGCCUGAGAAGUCAUGGGAGGCUGACCUGCAGCACCUGGAGAGCCUGAUUGAUGAGAGGACUUCCUGUUUGAUCGUUACCAAUCCAUCCAACCCAUGUGGCUCCGUCUUCAGCAAGGAACACCUGCAAAAGAUCCUCAAAGUGGCCUCCAAACACUGCCUCCCCAUUCUGGCUGAUGAGAUCUACAGUGACAUGGUUUUCCCAGGUUGUGAUUCCCCCUCCGUGGCGUCUCUCAGCAGUGAUGUUCCCAUCCUGUCCUGUGGCGGCUUGGCCAAACGCUGGCUGGUCCCUGGUUGGAGGAUGGGAUGGAUCCUCAUCCAUGACAGGAAUGAUGUAUUUGGACCUGAGAUCAGACAGGGCCUGGUGAAGCUGAGUCAGCGUAUUCUUGGAGCCUGCAGCAUCGUCCAGGGAGCCCUGGAGAGUAUCCUCAACAACACACCUCAGAGCUUCUACCACGAGACCAUCAGCUUUCUCAAGUCCAACUCAGAACUGUGUUUCAACGAGCUGUGCACCGUCCCUGGCCUCACCCCCGUGAUGCCUUCAGGAGCCAUGUACCUCAUGGUGGGGAUUGAGAUGGAUCACUUUCCAGACUUUAAGAACGACGUGGACUUCACUGAAAAGCUGGUGACCGAGCAGUCUGUCUUCUGUCUGCCUGCCUCGGCGUUUGAGUACCCAAACUACUUUCGCAUCGUGGUGACAGUACCUGAGGAGCUGAUGAUGGAGGCUUGUGGUCGCAUCGCUGAGUUUUGCCAGCGACACUAUCGACCCCGCAGCCGCGACAGCAACGAUCUGGACCAGUGAUCCUACAGUCUUGGAGCAUGGACCUCGUGGUGACCAAAGCUUUAGUCACAUAAACUGAAUGAGCUUGGAACUGUAUUCCAUCUAGUGAAGUUAGAGAUGUAGAAAUAUGAGUCAAAACUGUGUUGAAACUGUCACAACUGAGGUGACAAAAAGCUUGGAAACAGCACAUUUGAUGGUCCAUCAGUGGUGUAAUUUUUGAUGAAAUGAGCUGACAAUAUUUAUAUUUUAUACAAGCAACCUAUAUUAACCUCUACUUGUUUGUGUAUUUAUGUAAUUUGUGUAAUACUUUCUACGUCUAUAAGAUGUAACCUCUUUGAUAUCAGCGACGAUAGUAUCAUAUGCAUUCUGUCACCUGCUUGUACGCUGUCACAAUAGGGGAUGUAAAUGUUGAAUAUCUACUUUUAUAAAUGUUGUAUAUCUAAAUUCUUUUGUGUACUUUGCUUGUGCUAGAAAACAACUUUUAAAGCAGUGUAAGUUUGGCAUGCUUUGUCUCUAAAUAUUCUCUGUAUAUUGUACGUUAUGUAGUGUUUAUGUAUAAAGAUAUUUUUACUGGUAAAAUUUUAUUGUAGUUUUUUUAAUAGUAACCUAAUAAAAAAAUAAAUUAAA
Messenger RNA from Notolabrus celidotus (New Zealand spotty), 2276 nucleotides. RefSeq names its product tyrosine aminotransferase (gene tat). Gene Ontology annotation, molecular function: pyridoxal phosphate binding; L-tyrosine:2-oxoglutarate transaminase activity. The record is from RefSeq and is a predicted model, not a curated record. The transcript is spliced from 12 exons. Lineage: Eukaryota; Metazoa; Chordata; Actinopteri; Labriformes; Labridae. Gene Ontology annotation, biological process: biosynthetic process; aromatic amino acid catabolic process. Bases 228 to 1670 code for a protein of 480 amino acids.